This is a messenger RNA of Morone saxatilis (striped sea-bass), 4395 nucleotides long. RefSeq names its product OFD1 centriole and centriolar satellite protein (gene ofd1). Lineage: Eukaryota; Metazoa; Chordata; Actinopteri; Moronidae. Gene Ontology annotation, biological process: epithelial cilium movement involved in determination of left/right asymmetry. The transcript is spliced from 23 exons. Gene Ontology annotation, cellular component: centrosome; ciliary basal body. Bases 162 to 3338 code for a protein of 1058 amino acids. The record is from RefSeq and is a predicted model, not a curated record. Gene Ontology annotation, molecular function: protein binding.
GUUGGGUUUAAAUGCAGCCCCGCCUCUAUAAAGGGACGCAGCGACGUUCACUGGUUGUUAGGCUGGUUGCUAGAGAAAUUAUUCUCUUUUUGUGAGAUAUCUGUGGUAUUAAGAGAUGGUGAUGACAGGCUAACACCGGGAUACAACCAAACAACGCAGUUAUGUCCUCGGCCAAGGAAGACACGUUAUCGCCAGACGAGCUGAGGAAGAGACUCUAUCAGACCUUUAAAAAUAAAGGAGUUCUCGAUACACUCAAAACUCAGCUGCGGAAUCAGCUCAUCCAGGAGUUAAAGCACCCACCUUUGACUGGAGGAGAACCAGUUCCCAGACCAGUACCUGUGAAAUCUGAACCCCUUUUCGUCUCAGCCUGUAACAGCAUAGUGGCUGAUCAUCUCCGCACCUCUGGCUAUGAGUACACCCUGUCUGUAUUCCACCCUGAAAGUGGCCUAUGCAAAGACAAGGUUUCCACCAAAGGAGACCUUCUUCAGCUUCUGAGAAUAAGUCCCGAAUCAGCCCUUUUCAGAUCCCUGUCUUCAAACAAAGAUGACAAAGUAGGGUUCCUGGUCACCCUUCUGAAACAGCUGACACCCCACCACACUCACGCGCUGCGCCAGGAUGCUGACACUCAGACAACCAGCAUAGCAAGUUGUGGAGAGUCUCUUGUUGAGAAGAUGAAAAUGAUUGAUAAGGAAUAUGAGAGCUUCACUUACAGUGGGGACAAAUGGUUUUCAUUCCAAUCAAAACUGGCUGCCUAUAGGAAAGAAAUGGAGGCACAGAUGCAAGCAGAAAUGAACACAAAGAUGCAACAUUUUAAAGAUGUUGAAAUCGCCACGGUGAGGAUGGAAGAACAAGCGAAAUUUCACAGAGAAUUUGAUAAGCUCAAGCAAGAGCUGGAGAGGACUUAUGAAAUGAAGGCGAAGGCGCUGAUGGGCCGGGAGAAAAAUGCCAUUGAUCGGUUACAAAAACAACAAGAGAUUGAAGAAAAAAAUGUGUACAUGCAGAGACAAUCAGUCCUGAAAGAAAUUGAAACACUGCGGAACAGAGAAAACGAGCUGCGGAUGAGAACGGAGGCUUUUGAAAAGACUUGUCAAAUACAUGAGGAGAAAGUCAAGACAAUGGAAGACCUGCUGAGGAGGAGAGAACUGGCAGUGAAGACUAUGGAGGACACGUACGACCAAAGGCUGAAGAAUGAACUUUCUAGGUAUCAGCUUGAGUUGAAGGAGGAAUUUAUCAGGAGAACAGAAAAACUAACUGAGAAUGAGAACAGAAACAAAAUGGAAACUGCUCGUAUCCAGAAGGAGUCAGCAGUGAUUAAUGGCAAAUUAGAGGAGCACACUAGAGCAUGUUCAGAGCUGAGGCGGCUUCAGGUUGAGCUAGACACAGCACAGCAGCAGAUUUCUCUGCUGACUCAGCAGAAGGAGUUGUUGAGAGAGAGACUGGAGAGCGUGAGUGACUACCCCAGUUUGAAAAGAGAGAAAGCAGAGCUGCAGGGGAAGCUGCGGCUGCUAAAGACACAGCUGGAGGAAGCCCAAGAGGAGAACCAGCUUCUCCAUGCUGAUUUGGGAAAGCCGUCCAAAGAGCAGCUGGCCCUGCAGAUGGAGCUACGGAAGCUGCAGAAUGCUCGUCGGCUGGAUGAGGAAGAGUUUGACAACCACAAACAGGUGCUGCAGGCACAGCUCCAGAGUGAGGUGGAGCGGUGCGCUCAGCUCAACGCUCAGUUGAUAGAGUGUGAGGAGAAGUCACAGUGGAUGAAUAACCACAUUGAGGACAUCAAGAUGCAGCUUCGCCAAACUCAACAAGCUCUUGAAAAUGAAGUGCUACGUAACCCCAAGCCCUCUCUUGUUGAUCGCUCAGUACUGGAGCUCGGCGCUGACAAGCUAGUUCCCCCUGACAUCUAUGUGGACAGAGCUCUGCUAAGGGCCAGGGUGGGUUAUGAUGAUGUUUGUGAAGCAGGUGGGCCCUCACGAGGACACAAGGCGCCUUGGAGUGACUCUCCAGACUCUGACAUGGAGAUGGUGGCUGAAGCCAAGGCUCGGAUCCAGGAGCUGCAGAAGGAGGCAGAGACUUUGGAGGAAGCCUACAGGAACUACCAGCAGAGGGCAGUGCGCACCACCAUCUCACACAUGCUUCCCCCCAGAGCGCAUCCUUCACAUCGCCCUGACUCUCCUCAAAGAAAACAAAUAUCUCACCAUUCACACACCCACUCACCCCACAAAUCAAAGGUCUCCCACAGACCACUGUCUCCACAAACCAGAACCCCCUCCUUGGCACCUUAUGACACCAGAAACACUGUACCGCCUGCACAACCGAGAGUGACUUUCUCAGAAGACCAUAACCAACCACAGUCCACAGCUUUCAUUGACCACAGUCUCCAUUCAUUUACCGAAUCUCUGUUUCUACGAGAUGGACGCCCUCAGGAUGGAAGCAGCCCCCCACCCAGACGUCUAUCCUCCACACCACACUUUUCCUCCAGGAAAAAGCUUCAAAGAGAGAUUUCAGAAGAAGCAGUUGUGUCUCCGGUGCCGUUUAUGGAGCUGUCGUCUGACGGGCAGCUCCCUCAUGCCCCCCACGAAGAGGUGGCGUCCACAGGUGACUUCUCCCCAGAGCUCAGUCCACCUCAGAGUCCUCAGCUCAAGAGCACAGCACGAGACCAGUCCAGUCCACUAAAGUUACAGCCUGUGCUGUCCAGCUUGGAGUCUUCCCCAGAGCCUGAGAAAAUAAGCCUUGAAGAUCUCACAGGGAUUUUGUCAGAGCCCGGACACAUUCCAGAGCUUCUCCUGGACACUGCCGUCCCUCUCUCCGAGGAGGCCCCUGACGGCCCCAAUGUCCCCCGCCCACCAGACCUCCCAGAAGACCCAGUAGACUCGCAGUGCCAGGAGGAAGUUCCACAAACUUCAGGUGAAUCUGCCAGGGAAGAAGAUGAAGAAGUUGAGGAGCAGAGGUGGGAAAGAGAGCGGAAAGAAAGACUAGAGCGAAGGCAAAGGGAACAAGAGGAAGCCAGAGAACGGGAGCUGCAAGAACUUGAAAGACUGGAGAAAGAGAUGGUUUUGCAAGAGGUGGAGCAACCGCCAGGAGAAGAGGGAGAAACUGAAACUGAGAAAGGAGGAGAUGAAGAGCAGAAUCAAGAGGCAGAUAAUGACGGGGAGGAGUCUAAAGGUGAAAAUCCAUUGGAGAAAUACAUGAAGAUGGUCCUGGAGGCAAGAGAGAAGCAGCAUGCACAGAGCCCUGGAAGAGAAGAAGCAGCACACACGAGCCCAGAGGCCAAGAGUUUGUCUGAGGAGAAAGACGAAAGCAUUGCAGCAUACUCGCACAAGGAUGAAGAUGAUGAUUUCUGGUGAGCUGAUUGUCCCAGAGAGCGAUCACAAAAAACUUGUUCUGUUUUUAACAGUGCAAAACAUGUAUUGUUUAUGUAAAGAUUUCAUGUUUCAGUAUGUAUAUAUGAAUUUUUUGUUUUGUUGUUUUGCCAUAUGUACGAAUACAUUUUUUUUUUUUUGUAAUUUUCUUUUGGAUUGACUGUUAACCACCAAAAGAGAUGUCCCACCAUACAAAAGAAAAAACACGACAGAGAGAAGUUUCUUAUUUUAUUUAUUUUCGUAAAAACAGUCAACAGGCCAGUUCGGAAAUGUCAUGAAGGGGUUUCCAGUCAGACAGGAUGCUGGAUUCUUGUCCUCGUGGUGAUUGAUAGGUAGCCUUUAUUCUUUAGUUUUUUUGGUUCAUUCAACAGGAAACACAGCGUACAGAGAUGUACUUCUUGUACAUCUGUCAUCUUUCUCCUCGGUCACUGUAUGGUUUUAUGCAGGUUUUGCACUACAGUAUCUCUGAUACUGUGUAAAACACUGGGCAGGGAGUCACAAUGGCAUUCAAACUUUGGCUAGAUUUUACCGUUUAGAUUGCCGUACAAUUUUAUAAAUGACUUGUGUUGCAUCUUAUUGUUACUUGAAAGUUGAAUUAAAAGUUAAGCAUCAGUAAUUCACGAGGAAGCCCCUGACAUUCAUAGAAAAAUACAGGUAUACUAUCAGGCAACAAAAUAAUAUAAUAAACAAGACUCAUAUACUUUUGACUUAAAUGAAAGAACCUAAAUAAACACCUAUAACUAAUCAGCUACAUAAAAUGGAUUAAUUUGUAUUCAGUUAGAAAAAAAGGAAACAGGCAAACACUGCCUACUACUGAUGUCAGUAUACAUGACUGUACAUCACGUGUCACUGCAGUAACAGUUAUCUUCAUGCAACAAAGAAACAUCAAGUUAUCCCUGUAACUCAACUAAUAGAAAUAAAAGAUUACAUGAGUAAUUAUGUCAGCAUUAUGACAAUUGCACAUUAAAAACAGGUGCAAUUAUAGAAAAUUAAGAGAGAAAAAUUAAGUGGUGUAUCUUCAAAAGUAACAAAACACUAAAAA